GAACGAUCAUAAUUACGUCAAAUAAGCGUCUUCGUUGUCAUUUACUUCCCUAGGUAUUUACAACAUUAUUUACACAUUGCUUACGUCUCAUAAAUCUACGGGUUGUGAUCUCGGUGCUUUUAUUUUAAGAGACUCUACUGUACCUACUACACCUGCAUAGUGAAACCAUACUCCUUAGAGCAGAGUAGGGUUUUAGCGCUCGACAUUCCUGCCUAUCUGGGACUCUUGGCCGGAUGUGCUGGCUUGGCCUGCUGAGCAUCACCCACGAUUGGCAAGGGGAAGGAGGCUUUUUUUAACGUCUCCUAUAGAUUGGAGAUAUAAUUUAGGUAUGUUACCUAAAAGGGCACAUGUCCAACCUAUUUUUACCCACGUCAUUGAUAUCUAUGUCGGGAUUAGAAGACGGCAAUCUGCAUUUCCCAUAUUGAUAAACUUACAGCAAACGAUUUGUUGACAAUCUCUCCUUUUUUACCCAGCCUACAGUAUAUCCUCAUAAAUCUAACAUUGAUUACAAGUUAACUACUUGGAAUUGCGUGUCAUACUGCUAGCAUCGAAGCCCAAUGGCUUCUUCUAAUGGUUAUGGGGCUCUGCCCAAUAACUCAAGAUCAAAUGCCCGUGGCGACGAGGAGCAGCCCCUACUAGGCGGCAGCAACACGACAUCGAAAUCGGCGAUAUGGCAAAAACGCCUAACGACGGACGUGCGCCGUGACUGGGCUGAUUUAAUUCUACUUGCUUGCUAUAUCAUCACCGGCCUGCUCGAUAGUGCUUCGAUAUCAACAUGGGGUUCUUUCGUAUCGAUGCAAACGGGCAACACGGUAUACUUCGGCCUCGGCAUCGCCGCCCCUCACGAAUCAACACGAUGGAUAAAAUCCGGGACCUCACUAGGCUGUUUCUGCAUCGGCUCCAUCUUCUUCAGCGCGCUCCACCGGAUCCCCGCCCCAUCCCCCAAACGCCGCUGGGUCCUCUGCACCUCCUUCGCGCUCCAAACCCUCUUCGUAGCAGCCGCAGCCGCAAUCCUAACCUUCGGCCCACAGACCAGCGCCGAGCUGCGCAAAGAAUCCAUCGACUGGCCCGUGCUCGUCCCCAUCGCGCUCGUCGCGUUCCAAAGCUGCGGACAGGCGGUCGCGAGUCGCGCUUUGAAGUACAAUGCCUUGACUAGUGUUGUCUUGACUAGUAUUUACUGUGAUUUGUUUUCUGAUGCCGAGUUACUCGCCCCGCGGAACCCGGAACGGAAUCGCAGAGUCGGGGCCCCGGUUUUGUUGCUCAUUGGUGCUGUGCUUGGUGGCGUGUUGGCUAGGAGUACUGUUGGUGCUGCGGGUGUGCUUUGGAUCGCCGCGGCGAUGAAGUUAUUAGUUGUGUUUGCGUGGCUGUCUUGGCCUGCUGAGAAGGAGUAGGUGUGACAUCAUAGAUGUUUGUUGAUAUACCUGGGUAAUUAUGUUGUAGUGGGGGGGUUACCGUGGAGUACACGCUAUAGAUGUGGUCUUGGGGGCAUUAAAACGACGUUUAGAGGUCACCUAGAUUACUAGAUCAUUUGCAGCUGUAAUG
Hypoxylon trugodes is the source of this 1542-nucleotide messenger RNA. RefSeq lists its product as uncharacterized. Bases 558 to 1391 code for a protein of 277 amino acids. Lineage: Eukaryota; Fungi; Ascomycota; Sordariomycetes; Xylariales; Hypoxylaceae. The record is from RefSeq and is a predicted model, not a curated record. The transcript has 2 exons.